AUUUACGUUCAAACAUUCAAACAGAAGGGAUGAUGAGAAUUUUGAGAACUGUGUGUGGGAUGAAAGAAUGCAGUCUUCUUCAGUUCUCGUUCUUAGCUUUGAGAGACUAUUGGUUCAUUCUAUGAUGUCGCGAUACUAGCGUGGCCAAUUGCAGCACAGCAUCACCAAGUCAAAUCGAAUAUUUUGGAGUGAAGCUUCCAGAGUUGUGCUGCCUUGGAUCGGACGGGCUUUGUCUUCGCGUUGCAGGAUAAGAAAGACUACAGAAGAAAAUCUUCAUUGAUUUGAGUCUUCACAAUGGAUAAUGUCGCAGUUUCAAGACGAAACCACACCUAUAAGGAAGGAAACAAGGAAAACGCCCAGCCUGCACAUUGCAGUAAGUCCACGAGGUUGACGUCUCGAGAAGCUCUGAAAAAGGCAAAGACUGUACAGAAAGAAAGGAACGGAGCUGCUGCUGAUGUCAAACUGCGACAAACUCAUAGCCGGUGCUUCCUCACGGAACAGGCUGGGAAACACAAGAACAUGGUUGCAGAAGCUCCCAAGCCGCCGUCAUCAAAGCCUGCUCCUGGCAUGUACAAAGGCAAGAUUGUCCAGUCAAAAAUAGGAUCCAUGUGGAAGUCCACGGCCACCGUGGGCGGGGCAGAUCCCAAACCACCAGCACCCAAAGCAGAGGUCCAAAGGGUCGCGAAGGUGACAAAACGCAGGUCCGUGUCUGUCACUGACCUGCCUGUGCACGUCGCACAGAAUCCUGCGGCAACAAGGACCAAGUCUGUGUCGGACGAACCUGCUCAGGUGUCCAAGCGUCCCGCCACCAGCUUUCCUCGUGCUGGGUUGUACAGCGCUCGCCCUGCUACCAGAACCGUCCCAGCAACACUAACCAGAAACACUAAGGUGGCUCCCGCCAAGGGAAGUGGGGCUCUAAACGCUAAGUCAAAGUUUCCAGUGACAGAUAAGAAGGUCAACAAACCUCCUGUAUCAAAUGUCCUCAGUCAGUACAGAUUCACCAUGGAGACCGCCGAGGAAAGAAGAGCGAAACUGGCCGAGUGGCUAGCCUCCAAGGGCAAGACUUUCAAGAGACCCGCCAUGACAACAGCAGAGCCCUCUAAAACCAAAGUCUCUGCAAAACCCGAAGCUGAUCCCAAACCGCAGUCUUGUGUCGAGCCUCAGCCUGCUGCGCAGUGCAACCCUGAACCCAGACUGGAAGCACCCGAGCCGGACUCUGCUGCCGCCGCCCACUGGUCCAGGUCAACACACUCCAGCCAAACUCCAGCGAUCGUGAACACCACGCUGGACCUACUCGGUAACUCUGAUGCCGAUCAGGACAGUAUGGAUGAUAUUGUGGUGAACCUGUGUGAAGCUUUGGACGCCUUCACAUACGACGAUGAGCUCCCGCAGGUGACGGAUGUGUGCAGUAAUGUUGAAAUGGAGGACGGUAAACUGACGGAUGAAUGCACAAAAGAGGAGCAAAAGAAGGACAUGCACGAGGAGGGCGAGCAGCCAAAGGUUGAGCAAGUGAAGGAUGAAGUAGAAGAAAGUAAUGGCAAGAUAGUGGAGACAGAUGAGGAAGUAGAAAGCGAUGAUGAUGAUGGUGUGAUGGAGACCACGCCACAGAUGGAGCAUGCUUCAGUAAUAAAGUACAGUGUGAAGACUACUCCAUACCUGCAAAGUGUGAAGAAGGCAAUUGAAGAAGAGGCCAGCACAAGCACAUCCAGGAGAAAGAGCAACAUCAAAGAUCUGAAGUUUCUGACCCCAGUGCGCCGUUCCUGCCGCAUCCAGCGCACAUCGUCCCGCCUGCCGGCGAUGCUGGCCGACCACGACCCCUGCGUGUCCUCGCUGGCAGAGCUGGGGCAGCUGGAUGACGACACCGCUGCCAACGCCUACAUCUACAGAAAAAACCACGCGCUUCUGGAAGAUGUGCCAGAUCAGCCCAAACUGUGAGGACCUCUGUACA
Messenger RNA from Etheostoma spectabile (orangethroat darter), 1948 nucleotides. Its product is annotated as cytoskeleton-associated protein 2. The record is from RefSeq and is a predicted model, not a curated record. The coding region runs from base 295 to 1935 and encodes 546 amino acids. Gene Ontology annotation, biological process: negative regulation of microtubule depolymerization. Gene Ontology annotation, cellular component: microtubule cytoskeleton. The transcript is spliced from 7 exons. Lineage: Eukaryota; Metazoa; Chordata; Actinopteri; Perciformes; Percidae.